Molecule: messenger RNA, 8247 nt
Organism: Mobula hypostoma (lesser devil ray)
Lineage: Eukaryota; Metazoa; Chordata; Chondrichthyes; Myliobatiformes; Myliobatidae
Gene: rbfox3a
Product: RNA binding fox-1 homolog 3a
Exons: 14
Coding region: 17-1231 (404 amino acids)
Biological process (GO): regulation of alternative mRNA splicing, via spliceosome; nervous system development
Cellular component (GO): nucleus; cytoplasm
Molecular function (GO): mRNA binding
Source: RefSeq, a predicted model, not a curated record
AUACAGGCUCUGUUCAAUGGCAAACUCCGGCUGCAUCCUGCUGUCCAACUCCGCUAUGCUCCCUCAUACCAUCCCCUGCACUCCAGCCUUUCUCUUUCUCCAGGAGGGUAACCAAGAAGCCACAGCACCCCCAGAAGCAAUGGCACAGCCCUAUCCCCCAGCCCAGUACCCCACACCGCAGAACGGAAUCCCCGCUGAAUAUGCUCCAGCGCACCCACACCCUACUCAGGACUACACCGGACAGACCACGGUACCAGAGCACGCCAUGACCAUCUACACACCCACGCAGACGCAUUCCGACCAGCCGUGCACUGAUGCAAACACACAGUCCUUAACGGGCGCAUCCACAGUACCACAGACAGAUGAAGCCGCACAGACAGAUUUGUCACAGCAGCUACAGUCAUCAGACACCACAGAGAAACAGCAGCCCAAAAGGUUACAUGUCUCUAACAUUCCCUUCCGAUUCAGAGACCCUGACCUGCGACAAAUGUUUGGGCAAUUUGGUAAAAUUUUAGACGUUGAAAUAAUUUUUAAUGAACGGGGAUCCAAGGGAUUUGGUUUCGUAACUUUUGAAACCAGUGCUGACGCGGACAGGGCACGGGAGAAAUUAAAUGGAACAAUCGUAGAAGGCCGUAAAAUAGAGGUAAACAAUGCAACAGCAAGAGUAAUGACGAACAAAAAGACCCCCAAUCAAUAUACAAAUGGCUGGAAAUUAAAUCCAGUCGUCGGAGCUGUCUACGGCCCAGAGUUUUAUGCAGUGACUGGUUUUCCGUACCCAGCAGCUGGAGCAGCUGUAACUUACAGAGGAGCUCAUUUACGGGGGCGAGGUCGUGCUGUUUACAACACCUUCCGCGCUGCACCCCCACCUCCACCUAUCCCCACAUAUGGAGCAGUUGUGUACCAGGAUGGGUUUUAUGGGGCAGAAAUUUACGGAGGCUACGCAGCAUACAGAUAUGCCCAGCCCGCAGCAGCUGCGGCCGCAGCGUACAGUGACAGUUAUGGCAGAGUCUAUGCAGCUGCAGACCCAUACCACCACACGAUUGCACCAGCUGCAGCGUACAGCGUUGGCACCAUGAGAUAUACACAGGAAAGCACUGGGAGAAACUACAUCCCCUCACUGACGCCCAAUGUGUGUUUUGUUUAUACCAACCAGAGAGAGUGGGACGGUUCAUCUCAGAGAUAUCUCCAGGAAUGCCGUCAAUGCCAGUCCUUGGUUGGCUUACCAGGCUAGCCUGUACAGAGGAGGGUACAGUCGCUUCACCCCGUACUAGCAAGAGAAACUCAGAGACACACUAAAACCCAGCAGGGCUAGAAACGUCUUCUCAGAAACUGUGGGGGGUUCGGCACGACAUGCAGAAAUGUUUUGUGCUGAUGCUCUCUUGGUUAACAUGAUAUUUUUACCUCAGAUGUUUUUUUUGUGUUUAUUACAUGUUUUAUCUGUGGUUACUGCAAUUUUUUCUUGAGUUUUGCUCAGUAUAAUAUACUUUGAAGAAAAUUUCUGAUGUGUAAACUUAAAACAACAGAAAAAAAAAGACUGGACAGCUGCAUUGUUUUCUUUUGAAAUUGGCAGCUGUGCCAAUUUCGCAGAUUUGCACCAGCCAGAAAUCUCUCUGGAUCUAGGCCAAACUUUUCCCCCUUUUUUUUAAGUGACUGUCAGAUUUGCAGGAUGGUUCAUUUUAAGUUAAAUUAAAUGAAGACAAGUUUGUAUGAAAUGAGCCACACAGCUUUAAGGUGAUAGUCAGAAAGUUAAAAACUGCACAACAUUUAAUCUUUCCUCAUCUAAUCCCACUGCAGAUCAUUACAUGAUCAGCACCUAAAAGCUAGCCAGUGCAAGAAACCUGACAAGACUCAUCACUUGUGGCUGGUGGAUUGAAGUGUCAACCAGCGCAGUGAUUGAAACGUGCCCCUCAUAACCAUAAUUGUGUGAAGUGAGCCUUUUUAAAGCCUUCCAUUGUAUUCAUUUUUGCAUCUCAUUUGAUUGGUAGAGAAAGGAAACAGUUUAUUCUUGUAGACAGCUCCAGUCUAACUUCUUUAACUGCAGCUACAGUGCAAGAAUAGAUUCUCAUUAUAAAUCAAAAGGUAAAAUACUAUACACUCCCUGAACAAAAGAAAACCUCCAGCUGACAUUGUGAAAUUUUCAUUUAAUCCUCUUCUGUGGAGGCAUAGGGUAAACAUUUCUCACCUUAUCGAGCAAGUUUAGAGAGGAAUCCCAACUCAGUGAUAGUGUUGGCUUUCUGUGUUGCAGCUAUGUUCCACUUGAAGUCAAAAGACAACACUCUGUUACCAAGGGCAGGGAAAACAGGUAAAAGUCAACUUCAGGGACACGUCACUGACAUAAUCAUUUCUGAAAAGAUUUUCACAGGGCUUAAAGGGUAUUUUGAACAAUGUAGCCUGAUAGGGAAGAAACAUUGCUCUCAAGCCCAGCUUUGCCACUUGUUGUGCAUUCCAUUCCUCUUUUCCUCGCUGCUUUACAAAUGAAACCAACCUCAUUUACUUCAACGCACCAUAUAUGUCUCCUAAGCUAUCACCUCAUUAAUUGUCAUCACAUUUCCUCAGCUCAUUCUGGAGUUGCUAAUAGCAAAAUUUAAUAAAAAGGCCAUCCCCAGCAAUUGAAGUUGGUUCAGUUGCUGGUCAAAAACAACUCAAAAGAAAUGUAAUUCUUUUUACUUUAAUAUUUCAGUAUAGUUAACUAUUUUAAAGGAAUUCAAAUUAUGCAUAAAAGUUUCUAAUAUGCUAACAUAAUAAUACAGUAAAAUAUAUAAUACAAUCCUUUACGUUAGGUAAUUAUAUGACUUGCUCAGCUGAGCUAACACAGGGGGAUUUGUUAGACAUGAAUUUUAAAGAUCAGAAGUUUUGGGCCCUUAUUCACAGCAAGCAAUUAUGCAAAUAUUAAUGCCUAACUUAUAAAAAUUCAAUGCAACUGCAAUUUACUAAAUGGAAGGCAUCUGCCUUAUAAGCACUUUAUCACCUUAAGUCGAGACUUCAAACAUUAGUAAUGGGCAUGUUUAUUAAAAAGUAGUGGAUAAAACACUUGGAAAAGAAAUUAGCUACAUAUUGUUUCUUUUAAAGCGAUUAAUAUUAUGACCAUAAUUAUUAUGUUAAAAAAAUAAUAUUUCAAAUAGGAAGAAAGCUAAAAACAGGUCUUUCAUAUUUGGAAUUUUAUACCCUUAGUCUUAAGUAUUGUUUUUUAUAUUAAAAAGUAGUUCUGCAAGGUCUCUCUGGAGUAGCAAAAAUCCCAACCUUUUCCAGAACAGGAUUUUUAUAUAUUUUUAAUCAUUUAUUGUCUCCAAGGAGGGUUCCUAAAAUGUGAAUUGUGUAAAGAGAUUAGAUUAUUAAGUACGAAAUGAGAUUGUGACUGCGUGAAUGAACCAAAAAAUUGGAAUCACGUUUUAUUUUGUUUUGUGUAAUGUUAUCAAGAUCUGACAUCUCUGAGGAUUUGCAGGAGUGGAGUCUGUUCUGAAUGCUGUGUAAGUUUUGUAGUCAGAUGAAAGCAGCAUAAUCAGUAUUAAGGAGCUGUUCUAAUAUAUGUUGUGUUUUGCUUGCCACACAGAUUUCUAAAAUUUGUGUGUAGUUUAUUUUGGGUUUUGAAUUUACUUUUUUUACUGCCAAAAUAUAUUCUGUUAAAAUAUAUUCCAAAAACCAUUGCAGUAUGGCAUAUUAUAGGUCAAUCUGACUCAAGUAUUUAAAACUGAGUAUUUAUUAUGAUUAGUAGCAUAUGAUUGUCUUCAUAUACACAGAUAAAAAUAAGUAGGAACAGACUUAGUAAGAAACGUAAUCAUCCUUUUAUACACUUUCAAUAUGUGCACAUAAGUAUUCCAUGGAUCAUUUUUAUAAUACAAAAAAAAAGCAAAAUAGCUUUAAAAAGGCACUGUUUAUACUUUUUGGGGAAGAGUAAAUAGCUAUCAUCUUUAUAAAUGUUUACUUAUGAAAUAUUAUGUGAAUUGUGUGCUGUAGAAUAUAUUUGGUAGCUGUAAAUUCCACUUGAUAGCAUCAAAGUGUGCUUGUGGGGGAUGGGGGAAUUAAAACCAGGAAAACAAUCAACAGGAGUUUUAAUUACCUUUUAAAAUUAUCUCUGACAAAUUUACUUCACACUUAGGAUUUGCUCUUCCAUAUAUUCUUAAACAUAAUAUAAUUCUAUUGCUGAAUUAAACUUAUUUUCCAGCUUUUUUAUCUUGAUGCCAAGACUCAAUGGGCUUCAACAGCAGCUCAGCUGAUUUUUUUUCUGCUCUUGCCACACUUACAGUUUUCAUGUUUUUUCCCUAACAUAUCAAUACCUACUUUUGAAGCAAUGUGUCUAUAUCCACAUGUUUUUAUAUGCAUGGUACUCAGAGUUACACCAUCAUUGUCUUAUCUUCCCGUGUUUUGAUCAUGGCCAAUACUGUAAAACAGGCAAUAUUGAACUGGCUGCCUCUUAUUCAACUCAGUCAGGAAGGGAGAAUUAACUGAGGGUAUAACAGGAAACCAAUACAUUAGAUUUACACUUUAGCUAGAAGUUUAAAGUAAUCCCACUGUUAAGAAUAUUUAUGCCCAGAUUCUACAUCUUUGUGCACACAGUGUGGUGCAUUAUAAUCAUGACUAUCACAUAUAUGCUGCUCAAUGCCACCAAAUAUAUAUGUAUACACACACACACAUACACAUACAUACAAGCCCAAUGUUUGUGAUCAUACCAGAGUAUGACCAUUGCAGGAGUGGACAAAUGAUCUGUGGCAUGAGAUAGAACUCCAUACCCCCACUGCAAAAGUUUCAGAAAUCCCUUUUCAACUUCAGUUUCAAUGGAUGUGAGUUCCCAUCACAAUGACACAAGGCCCAGUGAGCUGACCUUAAGUCCUUUGUCAGCGACUCACAACAGUGACUAAAGCAAUUGGGAAAAUCUCUGAUGUGUUUCUGUAAGCAGCCUUUUCUCAGUGCCAGCCACAGGUGAGACAAAAUUUAAAUUACUCGGCAAAUAUCCAAAGCAAAUCAUGUACAUCUGUAAUGAUACCACAUGUAAUGAUUGAUUGGCUACACAUUUUUUAAUCAACUUUCAGAUUUGCGGGAUGACUGUGCAUUCUUCUUGCUCUUUUAACAAUACAUGACUUAAGAUAAAAUUAGUGAACAUAUUUCACAAGGAGUUCCCAUGUUAAACUAUCAGUCUUCAAACCAACUCUUCAGAGUCUGAUGUAGAGAGAAGUCAUGGCUAAUUAAUGAUCACACUCUCCGAUGUUAACAGCACAAUUAGCACUUUUAAUCAAUUUCCUUAUUUGUAUUUGUAUAUCCCAAACAGAAAAAAAAUCUCAACAGUGUUUUUAAAUUAUGAACCUAAACCCAUGUAAAAUGUAUUUAGAGAAGUCUGGUAUUAAGAUGAGUAAUUGUCCUUGAGUGGUUGAUCAGAGUUAUGUGGCAAGAGCAUAUUCCAUGCAUCCUUAUUCAUGGAGAAAGUAUCAAAUCAGAUGGCUGACUGUUGGCAUACAUUGUGUCACAUUUUGGAAGAAAUGCCCAUAUUUGCAUUAAAAAAGCUGUAAUUAUACCAUUAUCUGACCAUAACUAGAUCUAUUAAUAAUUUGAUCUUCUGAAAACAUUUGCAAAUUUUUGGCAAAGUACCUGCACAUACUUGAAAGGCAUUUACACAAGGACAAUGUAAUACAAGGAACAUCUUGCCUAAUUGCUCAAAUAUUAACUGUGUUAACAGUUCAGUCCACUGAUCAGCACACCACUCAUCCUGAUCCCUUUCACAUACAUCAGCAUUAUAUCUGUAUAAUAUAAAAUUACUGCCCCAUGGUGUCAUAGCAAACAAUAAAGUUUGCCUUUAUAACUUUGCAAGAAGUAAAAGCAUCCUAGUGUGUGAUUUAAUUUGUCAAAUUCACCAAAGUUAAUUGACCUUUUCAGAAAUGUUGCAAAUAGCAAAGGCUACAAAAAAUGACAAAGAAAGGUAACUGAAAUUUCUGUUGUAAACUUGUUUUUCCCUUUCUCAUUAUGGGACAAAAAUAGUUUUAUUGGAACAGAUUUGUACAGAAAUUCAUCAUUCUUGUUAAUAGAUUUAGUCUAAUAUAAUAAGUCUACUAGGGUCUAUGAUAUUAGUCUUUCCUUACUGGCAUUCCAUUUACAUCUUCAAGCUAUUUUUUAAAAAAAAGUUUACUGUAUAUCUAUUUCCUAUAAGUAUGUUGAGAUAUGUUUGCUUUAAACACUUCCUUGCUAAGCACUUUGAUAAACUACAGUCACAUCUACUUGCUGUAAAGUGUUCAAAGGCAACUGCAAUGAAAAUGGGGUUACAAAACACCCCUCUAAUUUACUUGCAAUUUGCAAUUUUUAAUAUGAAUUUAUUUGUCCUUGGUAGCUAAAAUUCCCUUCUAGGGCAACUUCUCUGUUGUCUUUAGAAUGUAUAAACCAGUAAAUCUACAAAGAAAAUUAUAUAUAGAAGUCUACAGUUACUAUGUCCUGGUUUUAGUUACAUUAUUAAAAAUAAUAUAUAACAACUCUGUAGAUGGAGGUCAUUGUAUUGUAGUGUGCUAAAACAAUGUCUGUUCAUGUUUAGGUCUAGGGUUCAAUUAAUCCCAGGCAGAAGUUGGUGUUGGGAACAGCAUACUGUUGUUCUUUUGUCUAACGGUAGCUGGGAGGUACAGUGAGGUUGCACCUAAGUGCUGAUUCAAAUAAAUUUACUGUUUGGAACUUAAAGAACAGUGAAUUCAGUCAGUUUCAAACCGGCUUUGACUACUGUAACUCAUGAAGAGCACAAUAAAUUCUGAAAAAGUGAUCUCGCUCAAAAAUAUAGAGGGACUUGAUUUGAGAUGCACCAUUUGUGGAUCUCUAUUUUCCAUGUGAACUUAACCUUGAUGUAACUUAAAAAUAUUCAGUAAGGUCCACUGGAUGCAGCUGGUUAAAAGAAGUCUCUUUGAUGCAUAUUCCUAUCCCUUAUGUGGAAAAAAAUAUACACAGAAUGUAUAGAGAUAUAUAUAUAUAUAUAUACACACACACAUACAUCACCAAUCUUGAAACAUUGAAACAGGAUGAAUUAUUAAUGAUUUCAUGUUACUUUGGGGAUAGAUUGCUAUUCCAAUCUAAUAAAGAUCUGUUGUCUAAAGUAUUUAUCACAACUGUCACCAAGCCAAAUAGUGCAAGUUCUUUCCUUAAUCUUCUAGUGACUCUGGCAUGACACAGGUGCACUGUACUUAAUGAAGGGCUCAGAAGCUGACAUCUCCGGAUUCUGGGAAUACAGAACCUUGUGCCACACCUACAGCAAACAAGAUGUGGAACGUACGCAAGUACUGCCAUAUGGAAAAGAAUUGUACGUUGUAUACCAUGUGUACGCUCAAACUCCUCCUUUUUAUAAUUCCACUUGUAAAUAGCCCUUUAGCUGCCACCCUUGUGCAAUAGAUUAUAACACAUCCUGAUCUUCCCUCCUAUUGAACCAAACAUGAAUGCCUCUGGGACAGUAACAGUGUUAUUGCCCAGUCCAAAAUGCAUUUUUGUUAUGCACUGAUUCAUUCAUGUUGCCUUCAAUGGGAACAAGAAGGACUGACAGCUCUCAACAAAAUAGUGGCAAAGAGUUGAGCAAAAAUAAAACAUAAAAAUUCCAAAAAAGAACAAAAAUCCCUUUUUAGGACUUCCACUGUCCUAGACUGGAAACAGGUUGUGUUGUAAAAGAUUUUAAAACAGCCUGAUGUUUCAGGACUUAGAGGCCUUUUUUUUUCCUUUCCCCAUCCCCCCUUUUUGCCUAAAUCUUCUCUCAGUGGUGUCCCAGUGAACCGUGGAACUAUCCCACUGAUCAGCCCUUGGCACUGUGUUGUGUCCUGGCCUGAGAAGGUUAUUAUGCCACUGAGUUUCUGAUCUCCUAGUUUUAGUUCAAGGACCCAUACUUGGAUUUAUAAUAUCCUCUUGGCUUGAGGAACCCUAGCUUUGCCUGGCCUUUAGCUUAUCACUCAAUUAACUGCACAAUAUCAUCAUUUUUCCAAAACAUGCAGUCUGCAAUUCCAUCUGUCAUAGAGAAUAUUUUGCUUAAUUCUAAAGAUAACUUUGCUCAACCCUUAUUCCUUCAAUUCCCCUCUCAGUCCUGGAACUGCAUGUUGUUUAAUAUCCUGUUAGUACCUCAUGUGCUUUUAACUGUCUAUAUGCUGUUGAUUCCUAAUUUCUUGCUCUCUGCUGCUGCUCUGGUAGAUACCUGCUGAUUAGAGAGCUGUAGUUUAGAUCUCUGCCUUCCUUUUUCUGUCAUUCUGUAAGCUUCUAACGUGACUCAAUUAACAAUAUCCUUAAUAAAGGUUGUUUCUUUCUUCA